AGAGUUCCUUCGGCUAGAGCAAGGGGAUUUGACUGUAGCUCAAUAUGAAGCUAAGUUCAUUUCUUUAUCUCGUUUUGCCCCUUCGUUUGUGGAUGAUGAGGAGGUCAAAUGUCGUCGUUUUACAGAUGGGUUGGAUUUGGACAUCAAAUCUCGUAUCCGAGUAUUGGGAAUAACUAACUAUUCAACCUUGGUUGAUAAAGCCUUAACAGUUGAGGAAGAUGUCAUAGAAAUGAAGUUAGCGGAACAACAGAAGAAGCGCCACCUUAGUUCAUCCCAUCAUGAGAACACAUUUAAUAGACCGUCAAAAAGAGGUGGUCAUGGUUAUGGUUCAGUCAAGAGCUCUAGUGCAUAUCAAAAAAAUAGAGAGCAUCCCACCCCAACCCAAAGCAUUUCUAAUCAGCGUCAUGGACAGUCUAGUGGGACAUCAUCUCAGUUUACUCGAAGUGUUUGCAAGCAAUGUGGGCGGGCACAUACAGGUGUUUGUCAUGCUGGUACCGACUUGUGUUUUCGUUGUGGCCAGAAGGGUCAUUUGGUGAAAGAUUGCACAGUUCCUAAAAUGACUAAUUUGGGAGAUACACGAGCUUGCUUCAAUUGCGGACAACCCGGACAUUUGGCUAGAGAUUGCACACGAACUGCUUCAUCUGCUAGUACUGGAGUUGGUAGUAAUAAAAUUUCAGGUGCCGGCCGAGGGGGAAGCCGAGGAGGAGGUCAGGUUGGGACUAGGUUUGGCAAGCAGAAUAAAGGAGGUGUUCAAUCCGAUAGACAAACCUCGCAGGGGAGAGUUUUUGCUUUGACUCAGCGGGAUGCUCAGGCUAAUCCGGAGGUGGUAACAGGUAUUAUUUAUGUGUUCAGUAGGGAGGCACAUGUACUUAUUGAUCCGGGUUCUACACAUUCUUUUGUAUCUCUAUCAUUUUCUUUGCAUGCUGAUAAACCUAUUGAACCUCUAGGCUAUUGCUUAUCCAUUACUACUCCUAUUGGGGAUUGUGUUAUAAUUGAGGAGGUAUAUCGAGGUUGUGUAUUACAGUUGGGAGAUAGGGAGAUGGUAGCGGAU
Camellia sinensis is the source of this 1051-nucleotide messenger RNA. Lineage: Eukaryota; Viridiplantae; Streptophyta; Magnoliopsida; Ericales; Theaceae. The record is from RefSeq and is a predicted model, not a curated record.